AAUAUUUCAACAGCAUCAAGUGAAAUACUUGGUAACUCUUCUGAAAAAGAUAUAACACUUAGUGAUUUUUUAGAACAGCAGCUGAGAGAGAGUUACAUGGAAGAACCAAAAUAUAGUGAGACUUCAACUGAUGAAAAGCAUGCUAGUGAAAAAACAGAGGAGCAAUUCCAUAAAUAUCCACCGUCAGAAGAACAGCAACUGCUAGGUAUACAUAAAGAAGAGACACAGUGGUGUCAUGCUAAAUCAGAAGAGGCUCAGCAUGUAGAUGAAUUAGCAGAAGGGUCUAGACAAAAGUCACCAGCUAUUACAACUGAUGAAUCAGAUGGAUCCAUGCCUGAGAAGACACAGGAACAAGAGAGCCAAAUUACAUACCAAAUCCUGAAUGGACAUGCUGAACAUGGUGAAUUGCAGACAGUUGACUAUACAGAUGCAGUCGAAGAGAUCCAAGCUGAAGAACCAGAAGAGACACAGGCAGAAGUAUCCCCUGCAGAAAAUUUUGACUUUCUUGAGGGUACUGUUGUUCUAGAUACAUCUUUCAUGAGAGGCAGAGCCUCUUUAGGCAAGAAAAGAGGCCACAGGACCCCUGCUGGAACCUGUGCUUCUGAAGAGGAUCCGGAAUACUGGAUGUUCAGAGACUCUACAGAGCCAAAAAGCUUCCCAGAAAAGACCUCUGAUGAAGAGGAUAAAAAUGAGAGAUCUCCUGAUGGAACUCCUGUUGAAACUCCAGGCAAUUCCCCAUCACCAAUUAAAUCUCCCAACAAAAAAGGAAUUUUUGGUGGAAUAAUCUCGCCGUCACUUCUGAAGGGUCGGUUAAAAACUCGCAGCAAAAACUACUGAGGAUGAAACAGUUAGACCAGAGGCAGAAGAGUCAAAAUCCCCUGGAAAAGAAAAACCAGAAUCUUCAAGUCAUUCUAUGAACUGGUUAUAUGCAUUGAAGAAAAAGAGAAAAUCAACCAAAGAAGAAAAGAAAAAACAACCAAAGUGA
Messenger RNA from Staurois parvus, 985 nucleotides. Lineage: Eukaryota; Metazoa; Chordata; Amphibia; Anura; Ranidae. The record is from the annotation of a GenBank genome assembly.